Molecule: messenger RNA, 1101 nt
Organism: Closterium sp. Yama58-4
Lineage: Eukaryota; Viridiplantae; Streptophyta; Zygnematophyceae; Desmidiales; Closteriaceae
Source: the annotation of a GenBank genome assembly
AUGUACGCGGGGUUGGCGGGAUUGGAAGGGCUGGGGGGGCUGACGGGGAGCACGUACGCGGGGCUGCUCGCUACGGGGUCGGAACACGGCGCGGGGGGCGGCGGCGCAGGAGGAAACAAAGCGCAAAAUGCGGCGGCCAUGAGAGCGAUGCAAGCAGCCAAGCUCCGAGCCUCCAAGACAGCUUUGGAGCGGCACGAUGUGGAGAUCAUAGGCUCGGGACCGGAGCUGCUGGUGUUCUCACACGGCUUCGGAUACAACAAGAACGUGUGGAGCGGCGUGAUCAAGGCACUAGACAAGACUUGCUAUAAGAUUGUUCUCUACAACGUCACAGGUGCUCUGGGCACGGACUACGAUGCAUUUGACUACCAGCGCUACAGCACAUUGCAUGGCUUCACAGACGACCUACUGCUGCUGCUGCAAGAGCUGGGCGUCGAGGGGAGGGAGCGCGGGCAGCAGUGCACAGUCGUGGGGCAGCAGCAGGCGGGCAUGGUGGCGCUGCUGGCCUCUUUGGAACGCCCCACUCUCUUCAAGCGCAUCGUGCUGCUCAGCUCCUCACCAAGGCUGUUGGGAGCAGAGGGGUACGAGGGGAGCUAUGCACUGGAGGAUCUGGAUCAGGUGUUUGGCAUCAUGCAGGGCAACUUCAAGCUGUGGGUGCGCAACUGUGCACCGGUGUUGACAGCCGACGACAUCAAGGCGGGGCACGUGAGGGAGUUUGUGCGACCGCUCUUCCUGCUGCGACCAGACAUCGCCUUCAGCUUCCUCAAAACCGCCUUUGCGUGUGACGUGCGCGACAUCCUGCCACGGGUGAUGGUACAGGUUCACAUGCUGUUCUUCUCUGGAGAGCCGACUGUUCCGGAGUCUGUCAUGCAAUACAUGCUCAAGGCCAUACCUAAUGCAUAUGGCGAGCUCCUUCCGACGAGAUCGCUUCAAGAUUCUCCUGAAAUAGUUGCGAGCUCUUUAGAGAAGCACUUAAGUAUGCCGCUUCGGGACCCGUUUGGCCAUUCUAGUCGGAGAAUAAUGAGCACUCGCGUACCGUUGCCGUCUCAAGAAGAAGGCGAAGAAUGUGAUGAUGCUGGAGAGACCGGGGAGGAUAUACUCUGA